AUGAAAAACGACAAAACCGUCCCGGCAGCUCUACUCAGAAUGCACUUCCAUGACUGCUUCAUCAGGGGAUGUGAUGCCUCUGUGCUUUUGGACACCAAAGGGAAAAAUAAAGCAGAAAAAGAUGGGCCACCAAACAUUUCAUUGCAUGCAUUUUAUGUAAUUGACCAUGCAAAGAAGAAAGUUGAGAAUGAAUGCCCUGGUGUGGUCUCUUGUGCAGACAUUUUAGCCCUUGCUGCUAGAGAUGCUGUUGCCCUUUCUGGAGGUCCAACUUGGGCAGUGCCUAAAGGUAGGAAAGAUAGCAGAAUUUCAAAGGCAAAUGAGUCAACACAAUUACCAUUCCCCACAUUCAAUCUAUCUCAAUUGCAGCAGAGCUUCUCCAAGAGAGGCCUUUCCCUGGAAGAUUUAGUGGCACUAUCAGGGGGGCACACACUUGGUUUUUCCCAUUGUUCAUCAUACCAAAACAGAAUCCACAACUUCAAUAACUUAACCGACGUGGACCCGUCUAUGGAUCCUUCGUUUGCGGCAGGGUUAAGGAGCGUUUGCCCCGUGCAUAACAAGGUGAAAAAUGCUGGGGCGAAUCUUGACCCGUCCCCAACCGUAUUUGACAACAUGUACUACAAACGGCUUAUCGAUGGAAAGAGCAUUUUGACGUCGGACCAAGCCCUGUUGACCAGUGCCACAACUAAGGCACUUGUCGAGAGAUUCGCGAGCUCUCGAGAGAAAUUUUUCGAGGCAUUUGUCGAGUCGAUGGUGAAGAUGAGCAGCAUUGGUGGUGGUGGGACUGAGAUUAGAUUGAAUUGUAGAGUUGUUAAUUGA
This is a messenger RNA of Striga hermonthica, 816 nucleotides long. The record is from the annotation of a GenBank genome assembly. NCBI's taxonomy places the organism in Eukaryota, Viridiplantae, Streptophyta, Magnoliopsida, Lamiales, Orobanchaceae.